AUGUCCGCGGAGGAGAUACCCGAGGAGCUAUGGAGGAAGAUAUUAGAGAUUGGCGUAAAGUCGUCGACCUUCUCCUACAAAGAUCUCUGCUGCGUCUCCAUCUCCUCCCGCCGUCUCUGCCGGUUGUCCUGCGAGAAUUCUCUGUGGCACUUUCUGCUCUUCCAGGAUUUCUCCAGCCACAUCAACUCUACAUCCUCUUCUCAAUCUCCCACCAAGUUCAUCUACAGGACCAGGUUUGAGAGGGAGAAGGAUAGGAAAGUAGCUGCACAUAGAAGAGCUCUACUGAGGAAGGAAAGUGAAAUUUCAGAGUUGUGCCGGAGGAUUCGUGAAUUGGAGGCUCGAUUAUCUGAGGAGGCAGAGAGAUUCGAGGCUGCUUCUGUGGAAUUCUUAAAUUUGCAGAGAAUCAGGCAAGCAUCCGUAGCUUUGAAUGUUUGGCAGCCAGAGGUCGUGCGUGACAGACAAAAACAAAUGGUCGAGCAGAACGUUGUUCCUGUUGAGGGUCGAUUGCGAGCACUUGAGAUGGAAAUUAAGUUGUGCAAACAGCAAAUCUCUGGUGUGAAUAGGGCACUUAGGGAGGUAAAACACCGAUUUGACGUGGCCCAAAAAGAGCUAGAAUCCAUGAAGUACCAUCCUUUACGAGAUUAUAAAUUGGUACGUAGUGGAAAUCAUCAAGUAACUAAUGCCAAGAGGAAGAAGUUGAAAACCAGCAUUGAUUUUCCGGCAGCAAGAUCCAGUGACAAGAAGAAGCUGUUACACUCAGAAUGA
Molecule: messenger RNA, 765 nt
Organism: Thlaspi arvense
Lineage: Eukaryota; Viridiplantae; Streptophyta; Magnoliopsida; Brassicales; Brassicaceae
Source: the annotation of a GenBank genome assembly